AGUUCAGCAGCUGCUCCAACUUCCUCUAGGAUGGAGGAGUCUUCAAUCUGGAGAUUUUCAGCAAGCGCAGGAGUUCUUGGAGGAGUCCUUGCGAAUCUGGCGCGAAGAUGAAGAGAGCGGAGGUUCUCACCAGGCAAAGUUUGCUGCAGCACUUCAUGGCUUAAGCAGAGUGAGUCUUCAUUACAAAGAUCGAGACCAGGCCAGGCAGUAUCUGGAACAGUCUCUGCAACUCAAGCGCCUUUUGGGGGACCAUGAUGACCUUGCCAUGCUGCUGGCCGAAUUGGGCCAAGCGACCUACUUGGCUGGAGAUCUUGUGGAGGCAAAGCAACAUCUGGAGGAAUCCCUAGAAAUCAACCGUUCUUUCUAUGGGGAAGAGGAGAAUCUUCCGGAAAUUGCUGGGAGGCUGCAAAAAUUGGGUCAGGUGAGUCUGCAGGCUGGAGAUCUUGAAGAGGCGAAGAAACACCUGGAGGAGUCUUUGCGCAUGUUUCGCUCCUUACAUGGACAUGUGGAUCACUCAGACAUUGCUGCGACACUGUGUUCAUUAGGUGUGACGACCAGACGGGCUGGUGAUCUUGAGCAGGCGAAACAGCAACUGGAGGAGUGCCUUCAGAUGACAAGGUGCUUGCAUGGAGAUGAAGAUAACUCUGCCCUUGCGGUGUCGCUGCAUGAACUGAGCAGGGUGAGUUGGAGGGCUGGAGAUCUCGAGCAAGCGAAUCAGUAUAUAGAUGAGUCCCUUCGAAUGAAGCGCUCCUUGCGUGGGGAUGAGGACCGUCUGCCCAUUCGUCUGAUGUUGCAGGAGAAUGACGAGGUAAGUCGAACUGCUGCAGAUUUGGAUCAAGAAAAGCAACAACUGGAGGAGUCCUUGAGAAUCAAGUGCUCUUUAUAUGGAGAAGAGGAUCACCUUGAAAUUGCUGUGACACUACGUUUUUUGGGUGUGGUUUGUGUGGAGAUAGGAGAUCUUGAGCAAGCCAAAGAGCGUUUGGAGGAAUCCUUGCGAGUGUUUCGCUGUUUGCAUGGGCAUGUAGACCACCCUGACAUUGCGGAGACUCUGCAGGGAAUAGGUUUUCUCAGUCAAGAGAUUGGAGAUCUUGAGCAAGCGAAAGAGCGUUUGGAGGAAUCCUUGCGAAUGUUUCGCUGUUUGCAUGGGCAUGUAGACCACCCUGACAUUGCGGAGACUCUGCAAGGAAUAGGUUCCAUGAAUCGACAGGCUGGAGAUCUGGAGCAAGCAAAGACACACUUGGAGGAGUCUUUGCGAAUGUUUCGCACUUUGCAUGGUCAUGUGGAUCACCCUGACAUUGCGGAGACUCUGAAGGGAAUAGGUCUGGUGAGCGACGUGGCUGGAGAUCUUGUACAAGCGAAGCAGUACUUGGAGGAGUCCUUAAGAAUGAAGCGCUCCUUGCAUGGGGAUGAGGCGAAUUUUGACAUUGCUUGGCACCACCAUGAAGUAGGCCGUGUGAAUCGGAAAGUUGGAAACCUCGAGGAAGCAAAGCAACAUUUGGAGGAGUCUUUACACAUGUUUUGCUCUUUGCACAGGAAUAUGGAUCACCCUAACAUUGCUUGGACCUUACAUGAAGUAGGCUGGGUGAGUGCACAGGCUGGAGAUUUGCAACAGGCGAAACAGUACCUGCAGGAGUCUUUGCGAAUGGUUCGCUCUUUUCAUGGGAACCUGAAUCACACUGACGUUGCUUGGACCCUGCAUGAAGUUGGACGCAUGAGUCGGAAGGCUGGAGAUCUCGAGCAAGCAAAACAACACCUCAAGGAGUCUUUGCACAUGUUUCAAUCUUUGCAUGGGCACGGAGAUCGCCCCGACAUUGCCUGGACCCUACAUGAAGUAGGCUGGGUGAGUCAACAGGCUGGAGAUUUGCAACAGGCGAAGCAGUACUUGGAGGAGUCUUUGCGAAUGAAGCGUUCUUUGCAAGCGCACUGUGGUUGCCAUGACAUGGACAUUGCUGCGACGAUGGAUCUAUUAAGCGAAGGACGAAAGAAGGUUGGAGUGUGCCAGCGAGGGAAGCAACAUUCGGAAUCCUUGAAGAUGCUGCGCUCUUUGCACGGGCAGGUGGACAACCCUGACAUUGCUUGGACCUUGCAAAACUUAGGCAUGGCGAGUCAGGAAGCAGGAGAUCUCGAGCAAGCAAAGACGCACUUGGAAGAGUCUUUGCAAAUGUUUCGCUCUUUGCACAGGCAUGGGGAUCACCCUGACAUUGCGGCGACCCUGGAUCUAAUCGGGAAUGUGAACAGGCAGAAUGGAGAUUUUGAUCUGGCAAAGAAGCACCUUGAAGAGUCCUUACAAAUGAAGCGCUCCUUGCAUGGGGGCGAGGAUCACCGUGACGUUGCUUUCAUGCUAUAUGAAGUAGGCCGUGUGAAUCGACAGGCUGGAGAUCUCGAGCAAGCAAAGAUGCACUUGGAGGAGUCUUUGCGAAUGGAGCGCUCUUUGCAUGGGCAUGCGGAGCACCGUGACGUUGCUUUCUUGCUAUAUGAAGUAGGCCAUGUGAAUCGACAGGCUGGAGAUCUCGAGCAAGCAAAGAUGCACUUGGAGGAGUCUUUGCGAAUGGAGCGCUCUUUGCAUGGGCAUGCAGAGCACCGUGACGUUGCUUUCUUGCUAUAUGAAGUAGGCCGUGUGAAUCGACAGGCUGGAGAUCUCGAGCAAGCAAAGAUGCACUUGGAGGAGUCUUUGCGAAUGGAGCGCUCUUUGCAUGGGCAUGCGGAGCACUGUGACGUUGCUUUCUUGCUGUAUGAAGUAGGCCGCGUGAAUUGGCAGGCUGGAGAUCUCGAGCAAGCAAAGAUGCACUUGGAGGAGUCUUUGCGAAUGCAUCGCUCGCUUUACCGAUGGAAGGAUAAUCCUGGCACUGCUGCAACAUUGCAUGCCUUGGGACUCUUAUGCCGACAAACCGGAGAUUUGAUGCGAGCAAAACAGCAGCUGCAGGAAUCCUUGCGAAUCCAGCGCUCUUUGGGCAGGGACAGCACUAAUCCUGACAUGGCUGCAACAAUGGAUGCGUUAGGAGGGAUCAGUCGAGUCGAGAGAAUGGGUUUCUGAAGGAAUGCUUGAAGGAGUCCUUUUGAAUGUGGAAGGCUCCAUUGCAUGAGUACAUUAGGGCUAGCUUGCGCACCAGUGCAGUGUCUGAUUCCCAAUUUAAUUCCCUUGCUUAAUGCCUACAGAAACGAAUUCGGCCGGUG
Messenger RNA from Cladocopium goreaui, 3174 nucleotides. NCBI's taxonomy places the organism in Eukaryota, Dinophyceae, Suessiales, Symbiodiniaceae. The record is from the annotation of a GenBank genome assembly.